CAUUUUAAUCACUAAAACACAUUUCUGCGGUGAAACUAAGCCAUCUUAAAUUCAUGACUCCGAUUAAGAUUUCUAAACAGAUGUGUACAGAAUACUACAUGAGCUGAAAGCGUUCAUUAAUCUGAAUGUAACAGACAUGACCUGAACAACAAUCUGAAGCAAUGCAUCACUCAUUGUUAAAGCGGUAAGUGAAGUUAACUAAUAGCACCUUAUUGUGAAGAGUGAGCGUUUUUGUACUGAUUCCAGUGAAGCGCUGAUCCCUGCGCUGUUCAUCUCUCUUUCUCUGAGCAGCUCUGAUGUAACUGCUGUGUUUCCUCACCGCUGGAGGAGUGAUGCAUGAAUAACUGACAGAUUUCUGACGACUGCAUUCAUUGCUCAGCGCUCUCGUCUCAUGGGAGGUGACGGGAUCGGCUUCUCUUAUAAAGCCACACACACACACACACACACACACAUCUGAAGAGACCAGCAUGAGUGAGAAUCUGAGGAGCGGGAACACUGUGAGCCGAGAUCAGGCGGCUGUGAUGAACGUGGAUCUUCAGUGUGUGAAGAACAACACCGAGCAUCACACCAACCAAAUCACGGUGGAGCGCCUGAUCGUCCGAAGAGGUCAAGCCUUCAGCCUGACCCUGAGCGCCAAGAGAUUAGACCCCGACGACGUCCAGGUCACGGCGGAGACAGGUCCUGGAGCGAGUGAAGAGAAGGGCACGCUCUCGUCCUGCAGCACAGACCCCAAGCGCUGCUCGAGCGUCAGGAAGCCCUGGAGUCUGAAGGUGUGGAGCGGCUCUGCGUCCUCCGUCACGCUGUCCGUCCUGUGUCCGUCUGACGCCUGCAUCGGUCAGUACUCUCUGAGGCUCCGGAGCGGCUCCUGCACCGGACAGGCCGUCCUCGCCGUGCUCUUCAACCCCUGGAGCGAAGAUGACGGGGUGUUUCUGCCGAGCGAAGCCGAGCGGCGGGAGUACGUCCUGAACGAGCAGGGCAUCCUGUAUAAAGGAGUGGAUGAAUACAUCACCAACAGCAGCUGGGACUUCGGUCAGGUGAAAGUCAGAGCGUUCGAGGAGGAUAUCCUGGACAUCUGUCUGAAGAUGCUGGAUGUGAACCCCAAGUGUCUUAAAGACGCUCCGGAGGAUUAUUCAGCGCGCUGUAACCCCGUCUACAUCAGCCGCGUGGUCAGCGCCAUGAUCAACUCUGACGAUGAUAAGGGUGUUCUGAUGGGUCAGUGGGACGGGACCUACAUCGGAGGAGUGCUGCCGUCCAGCUGGAGCAGCAGCGUGGACAUCCUGAGACGCUGGAUCAAAUACGACUGUCAUCCCGUCAAGUUCGGACAGUGCUGGGUGUUUGCAGCGGUCAUGUGCACGGUGCUGAGGUGUCUGGGGAUCCCGUGUCGUGUGGUCACUAACUAUCAGUCGGCUCAUGACACGGAUCAGAACCUGGUGGUUGAUGAAUACUUCAGUGACUACGGCGUGAGACCCAAGAGGAACCUGGACAGCGUGUGGAACUAUCACGUCUGGGUGGAGAGCUGGAUGAAGCGGCCCGAUCUCUCUCAGGACUCGUUCUACGACGGCUGGCAGGUUCUGGACCCGACGCCUCAGGAGAGGAGCUCAGGUACUUACUGCUGCGGUCCAGCGCCAGUCAGGGCCAUCCUGGAGGGUCACACAGACGUCAAAUACGACGUGCCCUUUGUGUUCGGAGAGGUCAACGCAGACAAGAUCACGUGGCUGGUCAUGGCCAACGGCUCCAAGAAGAAGAUCCUGUCAGACACGAAGACUGUCGGACAGAACAUCAGCACCAAAGCUGUGGGCAGCGACAGCAGACAGGACAUCACUGACCAGUACAAGCACCCCGAGGGCUCAGCGAAGGAGAGAGCGGUGUAUGACGAGGCGGUGAAGCGUGUGACGGGGCUGAAGGAGAGCGAGACUCCGCGUCCGAGCGUCCAGAUGAAGCUGAGUCUGGACGGAGCACCUCUGAACGGAGCCGAUAUCAGACUCACGCUGCUCGUGAAGAGCGACAGCAGUAAAGCUCAGGACCUGACCCUGAAGAUGAGCGCUCAGGUCAUGAGAUACACCGGGAACCCAGCGGCCAGCAUCUGGAGCUACAGCACUGACCUUCAGCUGCUGCCCAACACAGAGCAAAGCCUUCCCUUCACGCUGCCGUUCACCGCAUACGGACCGAAACUGAUGGACAACAACUGCAUCAAAGUCUCUGUGAUCGCCAGUGAUAAAAGUCAAGGCCAGGUUUAUCUGGUGGAGAAAGACGUGGUUCCUCACAGCCCCGAGCUGAACGUCACGGUGGGCGGUACUCCUCUGCAGGACAGUGAGAUGAGCGCCGAGGUGAUGUUUCUGAACCCUCUGUCCUCUCCGCUCAGGAACUGCUCCAUCACGCUGACCGGCAGCGGUCUUCUCAAACAAACAGAGCAGUCCAGCACCGUGGAGCUCGGCCCGGGUCAGAGGAUCACGCUGAAGGUGACCUUCAAGCCCUACAGAGUCGGACCCAGGAAACUGGUGGCUAACUUCGACAGCUCCACGUUCAAGGACAUUAAAGUGAGCGUGGACAUCAACGUGCGUCCGUCUCUGAACGGCUUCCUGAGCUUCCGCCGAUAGAACCAUCAGACUUAUGAUGAAUUAUCAUCCACAGCUUCUGCCUUUACUCACAAUAAACCAACAUUUACAGCAAAAGGUGUCUGGUGAUUUAUUACAGGAGGUUCUGAGAGAUUACAUCUUAUGAACAACGUGAAAAAAAACAUCAGUAAAUAUUAGCUCCGUCAAACAAUUAAUCAAAAAUAAAAAGUUUUCAUUUA
Molecule: messenger RNA, 2794 nt
Organism: Puntigrus tetrazona (Sumatra barb)
Lineage: Eukaryota; Metazoa; Chordata; Actinopteri; Cypriniformes; Cyprinidae
Gene: tgm8
Product: transglutaminase 8
Exons: 13
Coding region: 468-2597 (709 amino acids)
Biological process (GO): peptide cross-linking
Molecular function (GO): protein-glutamine gamma-glutamyltransferase activity
Source: RefSeq, a predicted model, not a curated record